Molecule: messenger RNA, 1569 nt
Organism: Stylophora pistillata
Lineage: Eukaryota; Metazoa; Cnidaria; Anthozoa; Scleractinia; Pocilloporidae
Molecular function (GO): oligosaccharide binding
Source: RefSeq, a predicted model, not a curated record
AGGGAUCGAUAAUGCCUGGUGCCUUAUUUGCUGAUACUUGUAUUGCUUUAUUUACUUUUCAUUUAUAUAUGUUUCAUACUGGGUUUUAGGACAAAGUUUUUGGAGAGUUAAACAACUUUCUUAAUCUUUUUAUCAUUUUAUCGUAUUCUCACGAUUUAGUCACUUUCGAUGUAGAUCGUGAAUUUUUAGCUGCUAGUCUUUUUCAGGUCAGUCCGGCAAUUGGGAGGGGAAGUUAACAAGCUAAUUUCUAUUCUCUGAUUUUCUUUUCAAAAUUCAAGCCCCGGCCGUUGAAAGUUGUAAAGAGCUGUACAACACAAAUGGAUCUUACGCCAACAAAGCUUACCAUUUGAGGCUGGGGAAAAAGAUCUUUCCAGUUUACUGUCACAUGACAGCUCUUGAUGGAUGUGGGGGUGGUGGCUGGACUCUGGUAAUGAAGAUGGAUGGUUCCAAGGACACCUUUCAUUAUAAUAAGUUAAUUUGGAGCAACAAGCUGGCUUACAACCCCUAUAAAGGCACAACUGGAUUUGACGGCGAAGAGACCAUGUUACCAUCUUACUGGGAAACAAAGUUCUCCAGGAUCUGUCUGGGUAUGAAGAACGGCAGAGAAACCAACUUCAUCGCCGUCAAUGUGACAGCAUCCUCCCUAUACUCUCUAAUCGCUGAUGGGCAAUACCGCCCAACCUUACUGGGCCGAGACAAAUGGAAGUCACUGCUUCGUUCGAACGCCUCACUGCAAUAUAACUGUAACCGAGAAGGAUUUAACGUAUUGAGUGGGUGGUCUGGUGCCUUUCAACCCAGGGCUCGAAUUGGUAUUCUUGGUAACGAACAAAAUGAUUGUCACACCUGCGAUUCCAGGAUCGGUUUUGGUACUGGAGGCCAUCCUGAUUUCUCGAACUCAUGUGGAAACGUAGCAAUGCACAAAUGGGGAGCAGAUAAUGGGGAAAAAAACAUCAAGACUUUGGGCUACAUUCUUGUUCAAUAAUGUAGUAGUUAUAGCUCUUAUUUUGUUCCAAAACAAUUGCUCAGAUAUUAGUUCUCGGACAAUAUCGUUCCCGAUAUGCGUACAGUUAUUUCAAGCGCAAAGCUGCCUUUAAAGUUUUAGACUAAUCAGGAACAUGAACGAAGUUCUUUAGCUGCUUGAAAAUACCGCUGGCCAGCAUGCGUGUUGAUCGUUUUGCAAGUUGUGAGAACAUCGUCUCAAGGUUCCGCACCCCGUCAAUUUCCCCCCCUUUCCCCUUCCCCACCCGAACGGGCUCUAACCCCCCUUGAAUAACCUCUUCGACAGGCAGUGUUAGGUGUUUUUAAUAAAAUGAAGGCUAAAAAUUAACUAAAUCGAUCUCCGCUUUAAGGCUUGGCUAAAUCUGUGUAUUAGCGAUAGAUACUGAUUCAUUUCUAUUGGAACUAAUUAGAUUCUUAGUAAUUAGAACUAAGUAAUUCCAAGCUCUAUUUCCUAGUUUGGUAUUUGGUUAGUUUGUUUGUAAGAGAUAUAUAAAGCUGAGAGAUUGCUAAAAUGCUUAGGCUUAUGUUAUGAUAAGUAUAAAAUAAAUGACAAGGAUGGUACCAGCAGGA